AUGGCGCUAGACUCCCCCAGCCCUCCACCUGCAUAUGAGUCAACUCCUGCUCAAGCAACCCGGCCCACCGAGUCAACUCCAGCUCAAGCAACCCGGCCCACCCCUUCUAGAGCAACCGGAACCGUGAGCGUCGGUGCAAUCCCUGCAGCAACUGGAAGUGGGGUUACGCCUUCCACUCGGCGCCCCCCGGCCGAAAGUGGAGCUCCAGCUCGUCGACGUGGGCGCUACGAGGAGGCUCCCACAGCCAAUGGGAUGCUCCUCUUGAUGCACAAAUCGGAAGAAGCUCGCCUUGAUGAGCGUCGCGAGGCGGAAGCAAGGUUUAAUCGGAAGGAAGAGGCUCGAUUGGAGGCAUUGCGUGAUGAUCGACGGGAACGUGAAGAAGCGAGCCGACAACUCCAAAUGGAUAGGGAGUCUGCCGCCCUUCAAAUGCGAUUGGACCGAGAGGCAGCGGAUUAA
Molecule: messenger RNA, 456 nt
Organism: Puccinia graminis f. sp. tritici CRL 75-36-700-3
Lineage: Eukaryota; Fungi; Basidiomycota; Pucciniomycetes; Pucciniales; Pucciniaceae
Exons: 1
Coding region: 1-456 (151 amino acids)
Source: RefSeq, a predicted model, not a curated record